This is a messenger RNA of Salvia miltiorrhiza (redroot sage), 2044 nucleotides long. RefSeq lists its product as uncharacterized. Gene Ontology annotation, cellular component: Golgi apparatus; membrane. Bases 309 to 1925 code for a protein of 538 amino acids. Gene Ontology annotation, biological process: transport. The transcript has 5 exons. NCBI's taxonomy places the organism in Eukaryota, Viridiplantae, Streptophyta, Magnoliopsida, Lamiales, Lamiaceae. The record is from RefSeq and is a predicted model, not a curated record.
CAAAGUAAAUCGGCAUAUUAGCAUUUCACAAUUAUUUUUACACUAAAAAAAAGAAAGUUGAGGAAAAUAACACUCUUGUGUUGUUGGUAGACACCAGAAAUUUUGAUGCUCUGAGAUCUUCAUCUUCUUCAUCCAUCCCCUCCAAAUUCCUUCAUUUCCCCCUUUUUGUGGUUAUCAUUUCUAAAUAUAUCGCAUUUAAUUGUCCCAUACCAUUCCUAUUUCAAUUUUUAUUUUCUUAUAAAAUCAUCUAUAAGAGAGAGAGAGUUGGAAAAGAAGAGAGAGAGAGAGAGAGAGAGAGAGAGGUGGACAUGGUGUUAAGAAGAGGCACCCAGUGCGAUUUAUUGUUGGCCUAUGGAAGGAAUAUACCAGUGAUUUUUGUGCUGUUGCUGCUGAUUUUCGUGAGAGAAAAUGGAGUGAGAGCGUCGAUCCACGAGUAUAAGAAUGAAGCUUUCAUCCCUCGCUUCAACUCUUUCUUCUUUCACGGCGGCAGUGAAGGACUCUAUGCUUCUAAGGUUCUCGAUCCUCCCAAAAAUACGCCCACUGAUGAUAAUAAUAAACCCCUCAAUGGAAAAUCUUUCAUCAGGUUUGAGUCUGUCACAUUUAGGAGGCCAACGGAGGUUGCCCAGAAGCAGAACGAAUAUCAGCAGAGUACUGGAGUGGUAGAGGCCAUUAUAGUUGAGGUUAAAGACAGUGAUAAGAUUGGAAGAGCUUAUAUGAACUCCAAUGCCAUAUGUUGCAAUCGUACUCUUGCUAAGGAAGGGGUCUGCAAGGUUGGUGAGGUCAUUAUCCGUAAUCCUCCUGAUAACCCAGAGUGGCCAAAAAGGCUUCAGGUUGCAUUUGAAGGGGUCAAUGAAGAGGCUAAGAUGGACUUCCAAACCGUUGAGAUUGACAAAACUGGUAUGUACUAUCUAUAUUUUGUGGUUUGUGAUCCACAGCUGAAGGGCACAUUAAUCAGUGGAAGAACUGUCUGGAGGAACCCAGAAGGUUAUCUACCGGGGAAAAUGGCACCAAUGAUGACAUUUUAUGGUUUUAUGUCCCUUGCGUAUCUUAUUCUUGGUCUCUUGUGGUUUCUGCGGUUUGUACAACAGUGGAAAGAUAUAAUUCAACUGCAUUAUCAAAUCACUGCUGUGAUUGGUUUAGGAAUGUGUGAAAUGGCUCUUUGGUACUUUGAAUAUGCAAACUUUAAUGCCACUGGCAGCAGACCAAUUGGUAUUACACUGUGGGCAGUUACAUUCACUGCUAUAAAGAAAACUGUCUCCCGCCUUCUGUUGCUUGUGGUUUCAAUGGGUUAUGGUGUUAUGAGACCAACCUUAGGAGGAAUAAGUGCGAAAGUAAUUCUUCUCGGUAUGGUUUAUUUCAUGGCAUCAGAAGCGCUGGAGCUUGUUGAACAUUUAGGAAAUAUCAAUGACUUUGCUGGAAAAACCAGGCUCUUUUUGGUACUACCAGUAGCACUUCUGGACGCAUGCUUUAUCGUUUGGAUCUUUUCAUCAUUAUCCAAAACAUUGGAGAAGCUUCAGAUACGUAGAAGCAUGGCAAAACUUGAGCUUUAUCGCAAGUUCACCAAUGCUUUGGCAAUAUCCAUUUUGCUUUCGGUAGCUUGGAUUGGCUAUGAGUUGUAUUUCAAUGCCAGUGACCCCCUUAGUGAAUCGUGGCGAAGAGCGUGGAUUAUCCCAGCUUUCUGGACUUUGCUUGCCUUCAUCUUGUUGGUAGUCAUAUGCAUCCUUUUUGCUCCUUCUAAUAACCCUACGAGAUAUGCGUACGAGACAGGUGAAGAUGAUGAGGAGGGCAUAUCACUGACCGGUGCGGGAGUAGUAGUGGGUGGAGAGUUGGCAUCAAAAGUGGAAAGAAAAGAAAGGAAGGCAUCGAUUGCAUCAGAUCAUGUGUUCGGUCUUGGGGAAGAUGUUGAGGAGGACAAAAGAGAAUGAAUCAUGGCAGUGGCUGCUUAUUAUGUGCAUAUACAAAACAACAUCCCACUUGUGUCCCCACUGUAAACACUACUCAACUAACUCAAUUUAUACAAUCUAAUAAACUUUGCAAACACAAA